Messenger RNA from Amaranthus tricolor (Joseph's coat), 471 nucleotides. RefSeq lists its product as uncharacterized. Bases 1 to 471 code for a protein of 156 amino acids. NCBI's taxonomy places the organism in Eukaryota, Viridiplantae, Streptophyta, Magnoliopsida, Caryophyllales, Amaranthaceae. The transcript has 2 exons. The record is from RefSeq and is a predicted model, not a curated record.
AUGAAAGGAGUGAUGAGGUUUGGCACAAAGGGAAAGUUGAGCCCAAAAUUUAUGGGACCUUAUGAAGUCACAGAGAGAGUGGAAAAAGUUGCUUAUAGGCUUGCUUUGCCCAAUGAGUUGAGUAAGGUUUAUAAUGUGUUUCACAUUUCACAGUUGAAGCGAUAUGUUUUCGAUACAUCCCAUAUGCUAGAUCCUAAGCCCUUAGACCUUGAUGAGAACUUGUCUUACGAGGAAAAAUACAUUGAGAUCUUGGAUGCUAAGGUGCAAAAUACAAGGAAAAAAGAUAUUAAUUUGGUGAAAGUUCUAUGGUCUAACCAACGCACUCAAAACGCAACUUGGAAAUUAGAGGAUUCCGUGCGUGAGAAAUAUCCACUCUUUUUUACUAAGAUUGACAGGCAUGAUGUGUCAUAUGGAGCCAACUUGAGAGGAUUGGCUAGAAAAUUUUCUUGUUUAGAGUCUUUUAUGUUGUAG